This is a messenger RNA of Annulohypoxylon maeteangense, 901 nucleotides long. RefSeq lists its product as uncharacterized. The transcript is spliced from 3 exons. NCBI's taxonomy places the organism in Eukaryota, Fungi, Ascomycota, Sordariomycetes, Xylariales, Hypoxylaceae. The coding region runs from base 127 to 840 and encodes 237 amino acids. The record is from RefSeq and is a predicted model, not a curated record.
UCGAUAUGGAAUCAAGCCUCGGCUUCCCAUGGCAAGUAACAUCGAAUAGGUACUCAAUCAGAAAUCACAACGAGAUCUAUGUAUUCAUUGAAUUACUGGAUAUACAUUGAUAGGAUCAAAUAAACCAUGCCUGGACCGGAGGUAACCCUAGCCGACGUUCAACGUCGUGCCGCCGAUAAUCCUAACGCACGGUACCGGGCCUUUGACACCUAUCCGUGGGCUAAAGACCCCGUGUUCACUGAACAACUUUCAAGUGCUCUGAAUAAUGCCAAAUCCAAUGGCCUAAGCCUUUCCGAGACUGCUCUUGAAACCCGCAUUCAGAGAUUCGCGCAACAAACUCAGAUUGCGAUUGACGGCGAGGCCUAUAAGAAGUGGCUUUCUCAGACUAAUUCACAACCACCAAGAAUAAUAUCCGAAGAAGCGGUUGCGGUAGAGGUGAUGACAGUGCCCAAACUCGAAGAUAGGAAGUUCGCACAUCUUCUAGUAGAGCUAGGAGACGCCCUUGGUCAACUUGCUCUUGACCAAACCGUCCCUGUUCCAGUAGAUACUUCAGUUCCUAGUUGGCAAAGUGCCGCGCCCACGGCAGAGCUCUACAUCAAGAAGGACUCUACGUCAGCAGAUCCCGGAAAAGAGCCUUAUCCCAAGAAAUUUGAGGAGAUAGUUGAAUUCUUACAGAGUGGGAAACCAAUUCCAGGAAUUAAACAGAUUCCCGAUACAGUUAUUGAGGAUCCGGCGUUUACGACUCACGGUCGGCUUACGGCGCCACCAAAACCGUGGGAAAUUGGACGAACACCUUCUACUGAGAAUUCCGAGCCGUUAGCUACUGAAAGUAGGGCGUAGAAUCGUAUCAGAUAGACGUAAUAAAGUGAAACCUUAACAACAUUCAUCCUCCGGUACGGGA